This is a messenger RNA of Sebastes umbrosus (honeycomb rockfish), 1460 nucleotides long. It is a transcript of the gene ncf4, whose product is annotated as neutrophil cytosolic factor 4. NCBI's taxonomy places the organism in Eukaryota, Metazoa, Chordata, Actinopteri, Perciformes, Sebastidae. Gene Ontology annotation, biological process: superoxide anion generation; respiratory burst; phagocytosis. The coding region runs from base 249 to 1298 and encodes 349 amino acids. Gene Ontology annotation, cellular component: NADPH oxidase complex. The record is from RefSeq and is a predicted model, not a curated record. The transcript is spliced from 10 exons. Gene Ontology annotation, molecular function: protein binding; superoxide-generating NADPH oxidase activator activity; phosphatidylinositol binding.
CUGCACCCCAUUAGAGACUCUGACCCCGCCCUGUCUGUAGCUGCAGUACAGGUCACUGAACGCACCAUCCUCUGGUGUGUUUUUAGGGAACUGUUCUCUUCUCUCUUCCUGGUGCUGUUCUCCGCCCUGCAGACCGACUCAGACUCAGUCAGUCGGUGCAGACAGCAGUGAGGGACUUUAGUCUGCAUGUAAGAAGCGAACAAGUUCAACUUUCUGCGUUUGUCUGCAGUCAAAACCUGCGCAACAUCAUGUCGCUGCCGCAGCAGCUACGAGACGAGAGUGACUUUGAUCAGCUGCCUCAUAACAUCCCCAUCAGCGCCACCAUUGCUGAUAUCGAGGAGAAGAAAGGCUUCAUUGACUACUUUGCGUUUGUGAUUGAGGUGAAGACUAAAGGAGGGAGUAAAUAUCUCAUCUACAGGAGGUACCGAGAAUUCUUCGACCUCCACCAGGUCCUCGAGUCCAAAUACUCUCCUGAAAACCAAGAGAGACCUGGACCCAACACCUGCAUCCUGCCGUCUCUUCCAGGAAAAGUCUUCAUGGGCCACAAGAAGGAGAUUGCAGAGAGCAGAAUCCCUGAACUCAACACGUACAUGAAGAGGUUGCUGGGUCUGCCAACAUGGUUGUUGCUCAACGAGGCUAUCAGGAUGUUUUUCUACCAAACGGACCAGGACAGCGAGCACCAACCGCAAAACCUCCGGCGUCUCCGCCCACCUACCCGCAAAGUGAAGACCAUCAAACCAAACAUGGACAAGUUCUCCUCCCCCAGGGCCGAGGCGAUAUUUGACUUUCGCGGCAACGGCAAGGCGGAGCUGAACCUGAAGAAGGGAGAGGUGAUCUUCCUGCUGCAACGAGUCAACACAGACUGGCUGGAGGGAACGGUGAACAAUCAGACAGGUAUUUUCCCACAAUCCUUUGUGAAGAUCAUUAAGCCCCUCCCAGAGAGCGACUCAGAAGGCGAUGGUGGCGUCCUCACCUACAGCUGUCUGCGCUGCUUCCUGCUCACCCCCUCUGGAGUCCAAACCAGAGAUGUGUGUGUUCAAGAGGACAUCACUAUCCAGCCGACCUACAAGGACCUGCUGUCUCGUAUGAGGAACGUCUUCAAGGUGGACGACAUCGCCGUGAACUACCGCGACCCCGAGGGCGACCUCAUCCGUAUCCUGGACGACGAGGACAUCCAGCUGAUGAUCAGGGAGAGCAGACGUCAGCAGGGCAAAGUCAAGAGACCUGUCAAUCAGUUUACAUGGGAACUGCAUGUGACCAUGGUGUCUGACCUCUCAGUGUACAACGCCGAGGCCUGAGAGAAGAUAACUAGUGUUCUUAUAUCAGAUCAAUGAAGUAGACCAAGUGAAUAUUGUUGCUGAUAUUCAUUUACAGCCUCAUUCAUGUUACAAAUGUCACUGUGUUUCAGUUAAUGGCCGAUACAUUUCACUUAAUAAUAAACUAAUUUAAUUACAUGUUUA